Messenger RNA from Coprinopsis cinerea okayama7#130, 1134 nucleotides. RefSeq lists its product as hypothetical. The transcript has 9 exons. The record is from RefSeq and is a predicted model, not a curated record. Bases 1 to 1134 code for a protein of 377 amino acids. NCBI's taxonomy places the organism in Eukaryota, Fungi, Basidiomycota, Agaricomycetes, Agaricales, Psathyrellaceae.
AUGUCGUGGUUAACGUUGAUAACGAUUGGCUUUUCCCUGCCCUCAGUACAGGCUCUUUUCGAUCCGCUCGUCACCCCUGGAGAAGUGUCGCCCCAUGUUCACCAAAUCAUCGGAGGGAAUGCGUUCAACCUCACGAUGCAUCCAGACCUCGACAUCCCGAAUGUCGCGACGUGCACUACAUGUCGGUUCAAAGAGAACAAAUCGAACUACUGGACUGCUGUGAUGUAUUUCAAGCAUCCCAACGGGAGUUUCGCGAGAGUCCCUCAAAUUCCCAACCACUUCACUGGGAACUAUAACGGAGGAAUGACAGUGUAUUAUAGCCAAGCUCCAAGUGGUAGCCCCCGAGUUACUGCAUUCCCAAAGGGCUUCCGAAUGAUCACAGGAAACCCAAUGCACCGCAGGAACCAGAACUACCCCACCACACGCGGAGAAGCCUGGGCGCUUAGCUUCAGGUGCUGGCAGACGACGGGUCCGUUCGAUUACUCAAACAGCCAUGCGAUUGGUCCUGGCCCGUUUGAUACCAUUAAUCUUCCGGAUAGGCCGUGUCCUGGAGGGAUUAGGAGUAAUACUUUCUUCCCGACGUGCUGGGAUGGCGUGAACACGGAUAGUCCUGAUCAUUCUAGUCACGUCUCGUUCUUUGAGUCACCCGCCGACCCUCGCGUGGGCCUCUUCGUUCAAAUGAACGGAAAGUGUCCCGACACCCACCCUGUUCAUAUCCCGCAGCUAUUCUUCGAGACGGUGUGGGAUACGCGUCCGUUCAAUACUAUGUGGCCUGAGGAUGGGAGUCAGCCUUUCGUUCUGAGUAUGGGUGAUCCGACCGGGUACGGCCAUCAUGGCGACUACCUUUUCGGAUGGGAAGACGGUGCGCUUCAGCGAGCGAUGGAUAACUGCUUGGAUAUUUUCGGAAGACCUGAGGACUGUACAGAGUUGACCCUCCAGACUGACGAAGAAAUGAACGCGUGUACUCUACCUUCUCAAGUGGACGAACAAGUCGAGGGUGGAUAUCUCCCUGAGUUACCUGGGUGCAACCCAGUUCAGCAUGGGCCUGAUCCUGCCACUAUGGUUCCGGAUUGUACAGCGAUUUCGACGACUGGAGUAGCUGCUGCUGCACGAGCUACCCCUCCGCCUACUUAG